CAAAGUUUGUAACUUCAAAACUGUUACAUGCCUUCCCGAAUUUGAAUCGCCCGCAUAUGCAUGUACCAUAACUUAUAUGGAGAACUUCCUGUUUAUCGAAAUAUUUGCCGGUUGAAUGCUCCGCAAUGAUGUUUUACAGGCGCACACAUACACACGCACACACUCACACGUCUGUGCUGCUUCUUCCUCAAUUAUAUUACCAUUCAUCGCAUGUUGGUAUCGAUUAUUGAUUGCGUGAAAAGGGCAAAGUUAUCGAUGAUUUGAAAUAAACAAAAAAAAAUACCAAUACGAGCUACGUUCACACUUGGAACUCUUUAGCUUUCAUAUUCUCUGGCACAAGCGGACAGACAAACUAUGCAUUUGAUGCUGAUCAAGAAUAUAUAUAUGCCUUAUGUGAUUGGACCCCGUUUACCCCUUUUCAGCAUAUAGGUUUACUUAAGAAUUUCUUAAACUACCUAACUAUGAGUCAUAUAGAGCGGCAUAUUUACCCGGAAAGCGCGCCAUGAGUUGAUGAUGAAUGAAAGAAAUGAAACUGAGAAACUCCAUUUCCAGAAUCUGCAUUUGUGCUAGGCACAGCGAAUCGCGGCCAUUCCGAGUGCCUUGACCCAAAUCCAGAUAGACGCAAUGCCCAAAAACAGUUGACGCAGCUGCGCCUAAACUUGAACUUUAUGGAACCGCACAGCCAGCUGUUUGGGGGUCAGAGCAGCUGGCCAGCUGGCCAGUCCAGCAACAAAAAAACUGCAGACGUUGUCGUAAACGCAGCAUAAAACGCGCCACAACCAAACGAUUGGCCAACACAAGUCGACGACGAGUCCAAGCCAGACAACAGAUUGAGAUGGGUGAGUUGUGCAGGCGGUGCAGCAGGCGGGCCAGGAACUAAUCUCCCGGUUGACUUGCAGCAUGCAACACGUGUUUAAGGGCGUCGCUGGUGAUGCUGCUGCUGGCCGUCGUGGCCUGGGAGCAGCUGGUGGCGGGCAGCAAGAUUGCCUACAAGAAGCCGCUACACGGCAAGCUGAGCUACGUGAAGGAGCAGCGCUUUAGGCAGCGCACAACCAACAGUCCGGCCACAAGCAGCACAGGGCCGGCGCCUGUGGAGUUCAUCAUCAAUAGCACGCCGCGAUCAACUAGCACGGAGAGCUUGCUGAAGCUGCAGACGGAGGCGGAGACGCAAACGGAGGCGGCGACGCAGACGCAGGCGGAGCCAGAGAGCAGCGGCAGUGGGUCUUUAAGCAGCACCACGCCCAGCAGCAAUACGGAGCUGGAGCUGGAGUCGGAGCUAGAGGCGGGCAGUAGCAGCAGCAGCAGCAGCAGCACGCCGGCGAGUCUAGACAACACGUUGCCGUUGCCGCCAACGCCUGGGGAUCAGUUGAAUCAGCCAGUGCCCUGCACCUGCGGCGUCUUCCUCUCCUCGCAGAUACAAAACGGUUUGCCGGAAACGCCGCUCAUUCACAAUGAAAUGGACCGCAUGUAUCCGUGCAAUGCGAUCGGACGCAAGCAGUGCCAGACCAAGUGUCUCGAGGCGAUUGUGCAGCAUUUGCCAAACUCGGCGAACAUUGUGUGCGCCACGCUGGGACACGAUUGCCACAAGGAGCGUGCCUACUUGUUCAUCAAGAACUGCCACAAUCAGUGGGUGAAUACGAAUCUGCAGGCGGGUCGCGAAUAUUGCUGCAAGGCGGGUUUGCCUUAUCGCUGUCCAUUGUUGGGCUGAGCUUGAAAUGAAUUCAACAAAUAAUUUCACACGUGACUACAAUA
Molecule: messenger RNA, 1752 nt
Organism: Drosophila novamexicana
Lineage: Eukaryota; Metazoa; Arthropoda; Insecta; Diptera; Drosophilidae
Gene: Fcp3C
Product: follicle cell protein 3C-1
Exons: 2
Coding region: 932-1708 (258 amino acids)
Source: RefSeq, a predicted model, not a curated record